Nematolebias whitei (Rio pearlfish) is the source of this 1263-nucleotide messenger RNA. Its product is annotated as Krueppel-like factor 10. The transcript is spliced from 4 exons. NCBI's taxonomy places the organism in Eukaryota, Metazoa, Chordata, Actinopteri, Cyprinodontiformes, Rivulidae. Bases 1 to 1263 code for a protein of 420 amino acids. The record is from RefSeq and is a predicted model, not a curated record. Gene Ontology annotation, biological process: regulation of transcription by RNA polymerase II. Gene Ontology annotation, molecular function: DNA-binding transcription factor activity, RNA polymerase II-specific; RNA polymerase II cis-regulatory region sequence-specific DNA binding.
AUGUGGAGCAGAGGGCUGCCAUCCAAGGCACCCAGGCAGCAGGUGGUGGGGGUUAAGGGCCUUGCACAAGGACCCAAGAAGGAGCAAAUGAGGGUGGAGACAGGUGACCUGAAGGCUGCAGAGGAUCUGAUGUCCAUGACUAACCCCUGGAAUACAAGGGACUUCAGGGAAAGACACAUGAGACCCCUGACUCCCAACUCGGAGAGCUCAGAGGACGACUCUGUCCCCGCUGGUCUGUCUGGGCUGCAUAACCCUUCGUUUUGCAUGACCCCGCCAUACAGCCCGCCCCACACUGAAGUCGCUCGCCGCUCUGCUGGUUCCCACACACACCAGUACACCAGUGUGAUCCGCCACACUGCUGACUGGAACCGUUCUCAGUUCCUGCAGGAGGACCGGAUGACCAGGGUUCUUACAGAGGACCCAGAAACCCAUCUGAACUGCUGCAUUCAAGACACCGAAGAGACUGUUGUAAUACAGGAAACUUCUUCUGAAGCACAUUUUGCAGCCAUGGCCGAGUUUGGACCGGAUGAUAAAUCAAACACAGCUCGAGUUGCUCUGCAGCCUGCUGACGACAGGGUUGCUCCUGCAGGCCCAGCUGGGGUGCAGAAACCUGUCGCCACCUUUCUGCCCGUCCCCUUAGCAUUCACCAACACGCACGUUCCACAACAAGCCCUUAAACAAGAGCAUGCACCACCACAAGCUCCGGUGUUCCUCGUGGGGGGUCGGGUGGUGAGGGGUCCUGUAAUGCUCCUGGUCCCUCAACUAUCUGUUCCAACCAUCAUUGUUCAGCAAACGGCGGCGACCUCUGCUGGCACCAAGUUUGCACCCAUCGCCCCCGCUCCUGGACAUGUCGCCUCAGUGCAGAGACAAACCCCUCUGCAAACAGAAGCGUCACGUGCACGCAGCCACGUGUGUCCCCAUGAGGACUGCUCCAAGACCUACUUCAAGAGCUCCCAUCUCAAGGCCCACAUGAGGACACACACAGGUGAGAAGCCCUUCAGGUGUAAAUGGGAGGGCUGUGGGAGGAGCUUCGCUCGCUCCGAUGAGCUGUCUCGACACCGGCGAACCCACACAGGAGAGAAAAGGUUUGCCUGCCCGCUGUGCUUCAGCCGCUUCAUGCGCAGCGACCACCUGGCCAAGCACGCCCGACGACACUUCGCCAUGAGGAAGAAGUCCUGCUGGAUGUUGGGGAUCAGCCCGUCACACCUCACAUCUACAGCAGGAAGGCUUCCAUCACAAACUCUGACCAUACACAAACUCUGA